Molecule: messenger RNA, 1664 nt
Organism: Hippocampus comes (tiger tail seahorse)
Lineage: Eukaryota; Metazoa; Chordata; Actinopteri; Syngnathiformes; Syngnathidae
Gene: upb1
Product: ureidopropionase, beta
Exons: 11
Coding region: 64-1215 (383 amino acids)
Molecular function (GO): beta-ureidopropionase activity
Source: RefSeq, a predicted model, not a curated record
ACAUAAACACGAACAAGAGUUUUGGCUGUGCUGAAUCCAGAAAAACCCAGAGGAUCUGCAAAAAUGUCUGCAGGCCAAUUGGAAUCGCUCGAGAGAACGUUGGAAACUUACAUUCCCAAAUCUGAGCUGAAAGAGGUCAAACGCCUCUUAUUUGGCAAGGAGACCGCCAUCCUGGACCUUCCAGCGGGUGCCCUGGAGGCUGCACGGCAAGGUGACUUUGAGCUGAAAGGCUUCAGCUUUGAGGCAGCUGAAGAACAGCUGAGGCUGCCCAGAAGGAUUCGAGUGGGACUUAUUCAGCACCACAUUGUUCUGCCCACGGAAGCGCCUGUCCUGGAACAGAUCAAUGCUAUGCACAACCGGGUUGGUCAAAUAGUGGAAGCUGCGGCCAUGUGUGGCGUGAACAUUAUCUGCUUUCAGGAAACGUGGACCAUGCCGUUUGCUUUCUGCACCCGUGAGAAAGAGCCAUGGACGGAAUUUGCAGAAUCUGCUGAGAAUGGAAACACAACUCGCUUCUGCCAGGAGUUGGCGCAAAAAUACAACAUGGUUAUCGUGUCUCCAAUUUUGGAGCGGGACGAGAUGCACAACACUCUGUGGAACACAGCGGUGGUGAUAUCCAACUCUGGAAAAGUACUGGGGAAGAGCAGGAAGAACCAUAUCCCCAGAAUUGGAGACUUUAACGAGUCGACAUAUUAUAUGGAAGGUGACACUGGCCACACCGUGUUCCAAACACAAUAUGGGAAGAUAGCUAUCAAUAUCUGCUACGGGCGCCACCAUCCCCUGAACUGGUUCAUGUACAGUAUGAAUGGUGCUGAGAUCAUCUUUAACCCUUCUGCUACUGUUGGUGCUCUAAGUGAGCCCAUGUGGCCGAUUGAGGCCAGGAAUGCAGCCAUAGCAAACCACUGCUUUACCUGCGCAAUCAAUCGAGUUGGGACGGAGCAUUUCAAAAGUGAAUUUACAUCUGGUGAUGGACAAAAAGCUCAUCAUGACUUUGGACACUUCUAUGGAUCCAGUUAUGUGGCUGCUCCCGAUGGAAGCCGCACACCGGGGCUUUCGAGAACUCGCGAUGGACUACUGGUAGUAGAACUAGACCUCAACCUGAACCGCCAAAUCAGUGACAGAUGGAGUUUUAAGAUGACUGGGCGUUACCCCGAGUAUGCUGAGGCUCUUACCAAGGCGGUCAGACAUGACUUCCAGCCGCAAAUAGUGAAGGAAUAAAUCAAAGCAAAAAAUGAUCCCUCACAGAAGAAGUUCUCAACUGGUUUCAACAACAACAUUGCUCCAUGGAUAUUGAAGCGCAUAUUCUCCAGUGUGCUAAAGUCAGAAAACUUUUUGGGCUGCGCGGAUUUUCCCAUCAACUUAUGUUGAGGUCAGACGACAUGAAUGUAGUCCGAUUUUGAGCCGACAAGAUAUAUCGCAGCAAAACUGAAGCGUCUCAUAGCCCAUUUUCAGUUGUCUUGACACAUCGUGGCCCGUAUAGUGUGACAUACUCAAUGAAUGGUCGUCUGGGAUGUUUCGCGACCAUCACGACGAAAGUCGGUCACGUCAGAAUUUUUGUAUGUCUUGCUACAUAGCGGGACAUGUCCUACAUCUUCCUUUGAUUCUUUGAUUUGUUCUUCGGCAUUGACCAAUAGGAAGAAAGUGCCCUCCUACUUAUAACGAGUGAC